AUGGCAGAUAAUUCCGCCGAUACCGUAACUGCACCUCCUUGGGUCUCGGCACAGAAUAUUCGAAGCACCUCCACCAUUUUAUGGAGUUGUAUCGUGACUCUUACCGCGUGUAUUUACACUUCGCUCCACUUAGAUGUAUCUACCAAAUCUGGCUGGAAGCAGCGCUUAUGGCAGAAGGCCCAAUGGGUCAUCAUUGCAAUUCUUGCACCGGAAUUAGUAGUUUCCAUGGCAUGCUCUCAAUACCUCAAGGCGAGAUGGCUCGUCAAAGAACUCAAUAAAGAGAGGGAACGAAGGAAGGAGGAAGUAGAAGAUGUCUGUCCGGAAUUUGACCUUCAUUAUGGGUUUUUCGUUGUCAUGGGCGGCCUGCAGGUUUCAACCAGCGGUUUUGUCGACGGAGAUCACAUCAAUGCGACUCUAUCAGCAGAAGCAGUAAUCUCUCUUUCUAAAAAAGACGAGUUCCUUUACGUAUCACGAGAGAGUAUCGACGACAGAAGUAAAGCAGACGCAUUGAAGAAGGCCCUAGUUGUCUUGCAAGUGGCAUGGAUGGUUAUACAAUGCAUUUCUAGAAAAUCAUACGGUCUACCGUUGACACUUUUAGAGAUUCACACCAUGGUACAUGUUGUUUGUGCCUUCAUAUUGUAUAUAUGUUGGUUCGAGGUGAGACCGCGUUAUCCAUUCGCCUAG
Molecule: messenger RNA, 684 nt
Organism: Daldinia decipiens
Lineage: Eukaryota; Fungi; Ascomycota; Sordariomycetes; Xylariales; Hypoxylaceae
Exons: 3
Coding region: 1-684 (227 amino acids)
Source: RefSeq, a predicted model, not a curated record